Messenger RNA from Brassica rapa (field mustard), 1803 nucleotides. Its product is annotated as probable protein phosphatase 2C 33. The record is from RefSeq and is a predicted model, not a curated record. Gene Ontology annotation, biological process: protein dephosphorylation. NCBI's taxonomy places the organism in Eukaryota, Viridiplantae, Streptophyta, Magnoliopsida, Brassicales, Brassicaceae. Gene Ontology annotation, molecular function: protein serine/threonine phosphatase activity.
UGUGAUUGUACAACAGUUGGUCUGGAGUGCCUUGUUAAUAUAAUCAGGGCCCUGAGAAUGGGGUCCUGUCUAUCUGCUGAGACCAGGAGUCCCACACCUGGCUCUCCUUGCUCUCCUGGCUUUGGUGUGAAGAAGAGAAAAAACUCUAAGAAGAGACUCGGUUCCAGAAACUCCUCCUUUGAUUCAAGGAGAGAUGAUCCCUUGCAUAGAGUCCCGGGCCGGAUGUACUUGAAUGGAGCAAGUGAGGCUGCUUGUAUCUUCACUCAGCAAGGCAAGAAAGGGCCUAAUCAAGAUGCCAUGGUUGUUUGGGAGAACUUUGGUUCUAGGACGGAUACAGUCUUCUGUGGAGUGUUUGAUGGGCAUGGUCCUUAUGGUCAUAUGGUUGCAAAGAGAGUUAGAGACAAUCUUCCUCUCAAAUUAAGUGCUUAUUGGGAAGCUAUAGUACCUAUUAAUAGUGCAAGCAACAUCAACAACUCUGAAGAUGCUUCUUUUGUAUCUGCUGAGGAAGAACCUAGUGCCAACAACAACUCUGAAGAGUCCCAAUCUGAUUUGUUUCAAACUCUGAAAGAUGCCUUUCUUAAGGCUUUCAAAGUUAUGGACAGAGAGCUUAAGUUCCAUAAAAGUGUUGACUGUUUCUGCAGUGGGACAACGGCUGUGACUUUGAUCAAACAGGGUGAGUAUCUUGUUGUUGGAAACGUUGGGGACUCAAGAGCUGUAAUGGGGACAAGAAACGGUGAAAACGCUCUUGUUGCUGUUCAACUAACUGUUGAUCUCAAACCAAAUCUACCAGCUGAGGCAGAGAGGAUAAAGAAGUGUAGAGGACGUGUGUUUGCGCUUAGAGAUGAACCUGAGGUUUGUAGAGUUUGGCUGCCAAACUGUGACUCACCUGGACUUGCAAUGGCACGCGCUUUCGGAGACUUUUGUCUUAAAGAUUUUGGUCUAAUCUCUGUCCCUGAUGUAUCAUUCCGUCGAUUAACCGAACAAGAUGAGUUCAUAGUGUUGGCUUCAGAUGGGGUAGAUUUGGGAUGUGCUCUCAAACGAAGAGGUAGUAGCGAUUGUGGCUUCAGCACCAUCACGUUCCUCAGCAGCAAGAGCUUUAGUGGAGUCUGCGGUUAGAGCUUGGAGAUACAAAUACCCUACCUCAAAAGUCGAUGACUGUGCUGCGGUUUGCUUGUAUCUACACUCCAAUGACACAAACGUCAUAUCGUCAGCUUCUUCCAUCUCCAAACUGGAAGAUGAUGAUGAUGCAUCAGAACCAAGCGGUCUAGGCCGUUCAAGUACUGUCAGGACAGGGAAAGAGAUUGCUCUUGAUGAAAGUGAAGCUGAAAAGCUGAUUAAAGAAGAGGAUAUAGAGCCUGGAACAGAGUACUCUGCACUAGAAGGUGUUGCAAGGGUUAAUACACUUUUAAACUUACCAAGAUUUGUGCCUGGAAAGUAAAAAAAGAGAAAUAAGAGUUCGAAAACUGAAGAAGUUGAGUGGUGACAACAACACAUUUAAUCAAAUAAAUCACUCUCAGGACUCAGGAGAGGUAUUGUCUUUUCUUUCCCACCUUUCUGCAUUCUCUUAUUCUUUGAGUCGACAUUCAUUGGUUUGGAACAUAAACUCCUGUCAGUUUUGUUUUUCUAUUUAUGUCUUUCUUGUUAAUGUUUUGGUAUUGUCAGUAAAGAAAGUGAAAACACAAUCACAUGUAUGUAAUAACGGCUUUGUGUCUGUGAUACCAUGAAACCCCCCUCGGACUUAAUUUUGUCUGUCUGUUGGGGGAAUAUUUCCUGUUGAUUGCCUCAAUCACUUUCUCUUUCAAA